Messenger RNA from Lemur catta (Ring-tailed lemur), 2396 nucleotides. RefSeq names its product GDP dissociation inhibitor 2 (gene GDI2). Lineage: Eukaryota; Metazoa; Chordata; Mammalia; Primates; Lemuridae. The transcript has 11 exons. Gene Ontology annotation, molecular function: Rab GDP-dissociation inhibitor activity. The record is from RefSeq and is a predicted model, not a curated record. Bases 268 to 1605 code for a protein of 445 amino acids. Gene Ontology annotation, biological process: vesicle-mediated transport; small GTPase-mediated signal transduction; protein transport. Gene Ontology annotation, cellular component: cytoplasm.
CCGCGAGCGCUUCAUUGACGGCCCCUGCGGCGCCCCUGCAGGCCCCGCCCCGGCUGCGGAGGCUCGGUCGCCGCCCGCCGCGCUCUUCUCUUCCCGUCUGAGGUGGCGGCCGGCCUCGCCUCCGCGUCAGCUCCAUUUUGCCUCUCCUUUCUGCCUGUCCUCGCGGGCGCCGAGAGCGGCCGGAGCGCCUCCCCGCCUCCCGAGCGUGGCCGCAGAGCCGCUGCGCCUUCGCCGUCCCCGGGCCCUGGGUCCUCGCGCGGCCGCGCCAUGAAUGAGGAGUACGACGUGAUCGUGCUGGGCACCGGCCUGACGGAAUGCAUCCUGUCAGGUAUAAUGUCAGUGAAUGGCAAGAAAGUUCUGCACAUGGAUCAGAACCCGUAUUAUGGAGGAGAGAGUGCCUCUAUAACACCACUGGAAGAUUUAUACAAAAGAUUUAAAUUACCAGGACCACCACCAGCAUCAAUGGGGAGAGGAAGAGACUGGAAUGUUGAUUUGAUUCCCAAAUUCCUUAUGGCUAAUGGUCAGCUGGUUAAGAUGCUGCUUUAUACAGAGGUCACCCGCUAUCUGGAUUUCAAAGUGAUUGAAGGGAGCUUUGUCUAUAAGGGUGGAAAAAUCUACAAGGUUCCUUCUACUGAAGCAGAAGCUCUGGCAUCUAGCUUAAUGGGACUGUUUGAAAAACGCCGCUUCAGGAAAUUUCUAGUGUAUAUUGCCAACUUUGAUGAAAAAGAUACCAGAACUUUUGAGGGCAUUGAUCCCAAGAAGACCACAAUGCGCGAUGUGUAUAAGAAAUUUGACUUGGGCCAAGAUGUUAUAGAUUUUACUGGUCAUGCUCUUGCACUUUACAGAACGGAUGACUACUUAGAUCAACCAUGUUGUGAAACCAUUAAUAGAAUUAAACUUUACAGUGAGUCUUUGGCAAGAUACGGCAAAAGCCCGUACCUUUAUCCACUCUAUGGCCUUGGAGAACUGCCACAGGGAUUUGCAAGGCUAAGUGCUAUUUAUGGAGGUACCUACAUGCUGAAUAAACCAAUUGAGGAAAUCAUUGUGCAGAAUGGAAAAGUGAUCGGUGUAAAAUCUGAGGGAGAGAUUGCUCGCUGUAAGCAGCUCAUCUGUGACCCCAGCUACGUGAAAGACCGGGUGGAGAAGGUGGGCCAGGUGAUCCGAGUCAUCUGCGUCCUCAGCCACCCCAUCAAGAACACCAACGACGCCAACUCCUGCCAGAUCAUCAUUCCACAGAACCAGGUCAAUCGAAAGUCAGAUAUCUACGUCUGCAUGAUCUCCUCCGCGCACAACGUGGCGGCACAGGGGAAGUACAUCGCCAUCGUCAGCACAACCGUGGAAACCAAGGAGCCCGAGAAAGAAAUCAGACCAGCGCUGGAGCUCUUAGAACCAAUCGAACAGAAAUUUGUUAGCAUCAGUGACCUCCUUGUACCAAAAGAUCUGGGAACAGAGAGCCAGAUCUUUAUUUCCCGCACAUAUGAUGCUACAACUCACUUUGAGACGACCUGUGAUGACAUUAAAAACAUCUAUAAGAGGAUGACAGGAUCAGAGUUUGACUUUGAGGAAAUGAAGCGCAAGAAAAACGACAUCUAUGGGGAAGACUAACAGCAGUACAUGCCGUUACCUAAUUAGGACAGAUGUACAAUUUGGCAAAUAAUGCAUUGUAUGAAAUCACUAUUGUAAGGCCUGCUUUUGUAAUCAAAACAGAGAGGUUGAAGAGCACUGUGCCGGUGAACAUUCCUCCCCUCGUCUUUCUAAUAUCAUGUAUUAACUUUCGUUUCCAUGGAGUGGCUACUCAGAAUUGGCCGGUCACCACAUUCUGUUCUAUUUAACCAAACUGGCUUUUUUUCUAGUGAAGGAUCAGUUUUAAACGAACAUUGUGAUACUGAUACAGAGAAUUUGAGACAGUAUUUGUAUCUUUUAAUCAGUGUAGGCUUUGCAGUUAUGUGCUGCUGCUCUCGAGAGCUGGGCCCGUACGAUUCGUGUGCCGUCUGUCCUCGCGACAUUAAGGAGAUCCUGAAUUGAGUAUUCCACGGCUCGAGAUGGUGUCCAUGAGUUUUCCCUAAAACUUGACAUUUUGUAUUAUGUCAGGUAUAUGGCAGGGCCCUGAAUAGCACAGCCACAAGUUUGGAUACAUGGACAUAAAAUCUUACCCAAACUCCAGACUUGGGGAGUGCAUUAGAGGAAGCCAGUAUGUGGUGUUUUAACCUAAUAAAAUUGAUGCGAGAACGGGGAGGAACCCAUCGUAAAGCAGGCGAAACGCAGGUGCGUCUUCUGUGUCCCGGCCUUGGCUUCUCGGAGGACCAGGCUGCGAUGCAGUGUUGACUUGACGGGGCCCCUGCUGUGGGCUCCACAUGAUCUCUGUACUGCACAAUAAAGCCGGAUGCUGGAAACCA